Molecule: messenger RNA, 2012 nt
Organism: Erythranthe guttata (spotted monkey flower)
Lineage: Eukaryota; Viridiplantae; Streptophyta; Magnoliopsida; Lamiales; Phrymaceae
Gene: AMSH1
Product: associated molecule with the SH3 domain of STAM 1
Biological process (GO): protein K48-linked deubiquitination; protein K63-linked deubiquitination
Cellular component (GO): endosome; membrane
Molecular function (GO): K63-linked deubiquitinase activity; protein binding; metal-dependent deubiquitinase activity
Source: RefSeq, a predicted model, not a curated record
AAAGAAGCAAAAAAUUAAUAAUUUUUUAUAGGAAAUGUACCAAAUGUGCUGAAAAUAAAUUAAUAAUAGCUUAGUUAUAUGUAAGGGAAAAAAAUGGUGGAUGAGGGGACAGGGGAAUUAUCCCGGAAUUGAGUUGAAGAAAUGAGAAGUAAAACCUAAAAUGAAAGUGAAAGCAGACGAUUAAAUUCCACUGAACCCUAACUUGUUUGCUAAUUCGGAUUCCACCUUCAAAUCAAAAAUCGCAGAAAGUCAAAUCAUCAACGAUGGCGGCUCGAUCUUCAUCUUCUUCUUCAUAUUCUUCUUCUUCUCAAGGAACAAUUAACAUCUCCGCUACUACUGAGAAGGUCCUUGUUGAUAAUCGGAUUACUCUUUCCUACUACUACCGCAUCGCCCAUAAUAUUCUCAAGAAGGCUGACAUCUUUCGUGAAGAAAAUAAUAUCAUUGAUUUGUAUGUCAUGCUCUUGCGGUUUUCAAGUUUGGUGACUGAGACAAUACCUUGCCAUCGUGACUAUAAGACAUCUCCACAAGGAAAUAAACUUUCUCUCAAAAGGAAAUUAAUAACUGCACUGACUGAGCUUGAGGAACUGAAACCAGCUGUCCAAGAAAAACUUCAGGAGUUGCACAUUAAACAAACAUAUCAACUAAAUAAGCAGAAAAAUCCUCGUCAAGAUGACUCGCUGGAUUCUUCAGUUGCAUGGCCUGCAAUCAAACAAAACUUCAAUGGUUACAGUACAAAUAAGAGACAACAACCUGUUACUAGCAAAUUAGGAUAUCAAGGUCCGAAAGCUGUAGAAGAGAAUCUUCGCAGAAUAUCAUUAAGUAUUCCCCGCCCAACAGAGGAAACUCUUUCUAAACAUUCUAUUUUGGGCCCAAAUGGGCUUCGUGGGCAAUGGCAACCUCCUAGUAAUUAUAAGGUUCAGUAUCCAAGCAGUGUAGACUUCACUCCUCUUCAGAUCCCAAGGGUUAGCGACACUCAGCAAUGUAUCAAAGAUGGGACAACGGAGAGAGAUGAUGAAAGCAGACCUGAACAAGAAAGAUCAAAUUUGGAAUCUGUAGUUCAGCCAAAAAAUAAUAAGCCCCUGAUUCAAGAAUCUGAUUCUCUAAUUUCUUUUGAAGAUGAAGAAAGUUCUUUAGAAACCAAUAUUAUUAGACAACCUUCUCCCCCUCCUGUUCUAGCAGAUGUACAAGAUUUGAUCCCGUCUGAUGCUCGAACAGAAUGUGGGAUGGACGAUGCUUCCAAUGAUGCUUUAGUAUGCUACGAAGAUCCCCUGCAGUUGCAUUUACCAACCAAAUUGAUGGACAGUUUUAUGAAGAUAGCUAAGCCAAACACAAAUAAAAACUUAGAAACAUGUGGCGUCCUUGCGGGUUCACUUAAAAACCGAAAAUAUUACAUCACGGCUCUCAUUAUUCCAAAGCAAGAAUCAACACCAGAUUCGUGCCAAACGACUAAUGAGGAAGAAAUAUUUGAAGUGCAAGACAAGCAGUGUCUAUUUCCUCUAGGAUGGAUUCAUACGCAUCCUACGCAAUCUUGUUUCAUGUCAUCAAUUGAUGUACACACGCACUAUUGUUAUCAGAUAAUGUUGCCAGAAUCUAUUGCCAUUGUCAUGGCACCGCGAGACAAUUCAAGAAAGCACGGGAUUUUCCGGUUGACUUCAGGUGGAAUGACAGUCAUUAGGCACUGCCCAAAGCGCGGGUUUCAUUCCCAUGACCCUCCUUCUAAUGGAGAUCCAAUAUACAGACAUUGUACAGAUGUCUAUAUGAAUUCUACUUUAAAUUUUGAUGUCAUUGAUCUACGUUAGAUAUUUUACUAUUCAUCAUCAAAUAUAAAUGAAGUCAUUUUCUGUGUGCUGAAAGAUGUAAAUCUUCAACCUCCAAUCCAUUUUUUAUGUAAAUUUCUGGUAUUACAUUCACGAUCAGUGUAUAAUAGAUUCUUUUACAACAUGAUCCCUAAAAUGUAUGCUUAAUUACAUUUGAAAUAGCAAUCUAUGAGAUUACAAUGUUUAUAGAGCAAA